Molecule: messenger RNA, 5436 nt
Organism: Silurus meridionalis
Lineage: Eukaryota; Metazoa; Chordata; Actinopteri; Siluriformes; Siluridae
Gene: ptpn9b
Product: protein tyrosine phosphatase non-receptor type 9b
Exons: 13
Coding region: 91-2262 (723 amino acids)
Biological process (GO): protein dephosphorylation
Molecular function (GO): protein tyrosine phosphatase activity
Source: RefSeq, a predicted model, not a curated record
CAGCUGGGAGUGAGCGGCGCGCUCACGCCUCUGGAAAGCGCGCUCACGACAACUCGAGGGCGCGCCCGUAAACGUUGCUCAGGCUUCAAGAUGGCGGAAGCCCUGACAACCGAAGAAGAGGUUGUGGUGGAGGAGUUCCUGGCUAAAUUAAGAUGUCGGGAACAGUCGCAGAACGCCACCCUCGUCAGCCAGAUCACUGCCGUCAAGUUCCUAAUGGCACGGAAGUUCGACGUCUCCAGAGCCAUAGACCUCUUCCAGGCUUACAAGUAUACAAGGAUAAAGGAAGGUAUCUACAAUAUUAAUCCCAAUGAAGAACCUUUGAGGACUGAGCUACUAAGUGGAAAAUUUACUGUCCUGCCAGGGCGUGACGCUAAAGGUGCAGCCUUGGCACUUUUCACUGCCCGUCUCCACCGUCCUGACGUCACUUCCCACAAGGCUGUUCUUCAGGCCAUUAUCUAUCAGCUGGACAAAGCCAUAGAGAGCCUUCAGACUCAGAGAGAUGGUUUAAUAUUCAUCUACGACAUGACAAACUCCACCUACGCCAACUUCGACUACGAACUCUGUGUCAAAAUUUUAAACCUCCUCAAAGGAGCGUUUCCUGCCAGGUUAAAGUGCGUGUUCAUCGUGUCAUCGCCACUUUGGUUUCGAGCUCCGUUCGCUGUUCUGCGUCUUUUCGUGCGGGAGAAACUCAGAGAGAGGGUGUGUACAGUAAAAGCUCAUGAACUGGCUAAUUACAUCCCGGUCAGCUCGCUCCCGGAGCACCUGGGUGGCACGUCACAGUACAGUCACAUGGCCUGGAUCCAGUCAUGUGUUAAUUCCACCCUGAACAACUCCACUGAUGGUAACACGGACUGUCUGGAUGGCCUGCUGCACUCCUACUGCCAGGAUCAAAACCAGACGGCCAACGCCAACCCCGGUGCCACGUUAAUUGGGAACAGCCUUGACGACGGCAACGCUAAUCCUCAGAACCACCGGCACACCCACUGGAAUGGUCUGACACCGCUCAGCUCGAAUGCCAACAUCGCUAAUGGCCGUCAAGCUCCGCCCCCUCAGUCGGACACGCCCCCAGACACCCCACUGCACCACAAACACAACACAGAAACACAGUCAGCGCCGAAGGAAGGCAUGAACGACUGCCGGAGAGACGGCAAUGGCGCAGAGCAGGAAGCCGACUUUCUUGGCAAGGAAGAGGAAGCAAGAGAUGGAGUCCCACCCCUUCCUCAGAAGUCGUCGAGGCCGACACCUCUGUCACGCAGCCCAGCCCACGAGACAAGCUGGCCAAUUGGAACGGCAUCGGUACACACGGCUGAACCAGGGGGCAUGACAGUGCAGGAGCUGGUGCAGCAUGUCAAAACCAAAAAGAAGAAAGGCAUCUACGAGGAGUACGAGGAGAUCCGGAAAGAGCCGCCUGCUGGAACCUUCGAUUAUUCAAAGAAACCAGCUAACCAGGUCAAAAACCGCUACAGUGACGUGCUCUGUUUGGACGAAUCGCGUGUUCGACUUUGUCCACUGACUGAUGACGACGAUGAGACAUCAGACUACAUCAACGCUAGUUUCAUGGAUGGCUACAAGAUGACGAAUGCGUACAUCGCCACUCAAGGGCCUCUGCCGAAAACAUAUGGCGAUUUUUGGCGAAUGGUAUGGGAGCAAGUGGUUUUAAUCAUAGUCAUGACAACGAGAGUUGUGGAGCGAGGCAGAGUGAAGUGUGGACAGUACUGGCCCCUGGAAGCAGGUCGCACAGAGGAGUAUGGGUACUUCCUAGUGAGAAACGUUCACAUCGAGAUGUUUCAGGAUUUUAAACUUUCGCAUCUGGAGCUCUAUAACAGUCAGACUGGUGAGUGUAGAGAGGUGUCUCAUUACCUGUACAUGAGCUGGCCGGAUUUUGGCGUUCCAAAAUCUGCCUCGGCCAUGUUGGAUUUCCGGGCAGAGGUGAAGCAGAGGCAGGAACUGGCAUUGCGGGCGAUAUUUCCUGAUUGGACGGGACCUCCCGGAGGCCCUCCCAUCGUCGUGCACUGCAGUGCUGGAAUCGGAAGGACAGGUACGUUCUGCACGCUGGACAUUUGUCUCUCACGCCUCGAGGACAUCGGGACGGUGGACGUGAAGCAGACGGUGCGGCACAUGCGCACUCAGCGUGCCUUUAGCAUCCAGACGUGGGACCAGUAUUACUUCUGCUACCGAGCCGUGAUAGAGUACGCACAACAAACAGGACGCCUCGCGCCCGUCGAGUGGUCCGACACAGAGCUGGAGACGGACAGCGAGUGACCUAAAGCGAGAGAAAGAGUAAGAAUCAAGGUGCCAAAAGGAAAAGAAGAGGUUCUAGGCUCUUUUUUUUGUUUGUUUUGUCUGGAGGGCAUGUGUCUGCAGGUGGAGCGCCGUGUUCCUACUCGGCUAUUUUUGCCCCCUUGCUGGGCAGAAAGGAGGAAAAAAAAAAGCAGGAAGUAAUAAGAGAUAAGGCGUGGAGGAGAAGAUUCUCUCUCUGCCUGCCACUCUGCAAUCCCCUUUCAGAGAGUUGUGGCUUGGCAUACGAGUUGUAGCAGUGAAAAAAAAAAGAAAACAAAAAAAAAAGACGCAUUGAACGAGAGACGAUUUAAACUCUUCCCCAGCUUGCCCCCUUUUUCCUGAGAAAUAUUCUGAUAUCCGUGUCGUGCAACUCGGGGUUUGUGUCACACUUGUGAAAAUGGUGUGAAAGUGUUGAAAACUUGAAAAAAGAUUUUUUUUUGUAUCCAUCCCAUCAUCAUGGUAAGAUCGUGUGCAAACUGGGUGCCGCAUGUCCAUUUGAUUUCAUCAUUCUUAUAUUUAUCAUACACUAACCUUCAAACCAAAGGUAACGCGUCGAAUGCUUGGAUGUAUCUAUGAUGAUCAGUGUCUCAAAUCUUGUAUAGUCUUGUAAGAUACAUUUAUAUAUUGUGCAUAGUAACCUUUUGGCGGGGGGAAAAAAAAAGUCUUGUUUUAAUAUAAUACUCAAUGUUAUUCAGAAAUAUAUAUAUAUAUAUACAUAUAAAUGAAUAUAUGUAUAAACAGUAUGUCGGGGUAGAACAAUAUGAUGGAGAGAUUAGAAUAUCACAGAAAACGAAAUAUCACGCUACUUCCAGUUGUGCAUCGCAUUGGAAUGUUUUUUUUUUAUCUUUUCUUUGAUUAAUCUACUUGAUGACUCAAUUGAUCGCCUUUAAAUCCGGGGCUCAUGUUCACCAAGUGACCAGGAGAUUAUAAUUUUUUUUUAAUAGGUUAACCCUUUUAACCCUGGUUUAUUAAGCUGAAGGUCAGUGUGUUGCCAAACAAAUACAAAUCAUGAGAUCGAAGGAUUUUAGCAAAAUUGUUCUGAUAGGGGGUGGGGCUUAUUUUAGGGGCCAAACCAUUCAACCAGAAACUAGCCAAGUCGAUUGCAUGUCAAAUUUUUUUUUUAGCUGAAAAUGAUGCUAAUGCCAAGUCUAGAAUCAUCUUUAACAUCUACGCAUUUAAUGUAAAAUCACCUUGACCUGACCUCCUCGUUCUUAGAUCACUUGGGAUAUAGUGGCCUUCAAACUUCAUAUCACUGCCUUUAUAAAAAAGAAAACUGUAGUUAGACUCUUACUCCUGCUCGUUUCCUUCUUUAUAAACUACGCUCCCGUCUCAAACCCUGCUCUUCAAUCACAGUAAACUGAAUUCUUGAUACUCACCAACCCGACUCGUGUCGCAGGUGCAGGUGGAUUGGGACGGAGCCAGCGCCCGUGCAGUGUGAAGUCCCGGGGCUCUGAGUCACCUUGGGAUUUAUUUGUGCCUUCAAGCUUUCAGUCGCGCAAAAGAUUCUCGUUUCAAGAGCAGAAACGCUGCGUCUUGCAUACGUACGAGGAUUAUUAUAUUCGAUAAUCUCAGGGGUAUAUUUGCUGUUGUCCUAGUGUCAAUAUUUUCUCUCUCUCUUUUUUUUUUUUUUUUUUUUUGCAUCAUUUCAAAAUGCAGCAUAGCAAAUACUUUGUAUCAUACAACAACCUGUAUUAUAGUCUCUCUUUUCUUAAUUUAUGUCUUUGUACAAAUUCAGCAGUAUUUGAAAUUCGAGUAUCGGUACGGCCGAAAAAGAAAUCACGUUUUUAAUUUGAUAAGCUAACAAUCAUCUGACUGACUUUGAUUUCAUGCCACUUCUGGAUCCAUGUUACUUGCUAUUUAGCUUUUGGCAGAAGAAUGUCUAUUAACACAAAAAAGCGUUGUUUUGUUUAACUAGAAAGCCUGUUGCUGACACGCAAAAAUAUGCUAAUUUGGGAAGUUAGGAGAUUAUGUAAUAGUGAUGAGAACAGAAUACUCUUCAUUAUGCUGGCUUCUUUAGUUGAAGGAAAGGCUGCGUUCCAAUACGUUGUCUGAACACACCCUUGUCGACUUCCCUUUUACCUUUAGGGGCAAUACUUUGAGUCUGUCAAACUUCUGUAUCAAAGAAGGAAAGGAUCCUGGUUAGACUGAGAGUCUUAGGAGCUCCGAGACUUGCAGUAAAACACAUUCACUCUUACUACGUCUUAUAAUACGGUUAUUGCCAAAAAAAGUGUUUUGUUCCUUUUAUCACUUACAUUAUAGCAGCUAUAAACAGUCAUCACUUCACCAGACACACUUUUCCCUCUUACUUUCUGGAAAAAGAAAUGAUCACGUUAGCAAGACUUUUACAUGUCGAACAAAACGUACUGACUGUUACCCAGCAGUGAAACUGGAGACUUCUUCCAUUAGGAGGUUAGAUUAUGUGGUGCUUCUCAUGUCCUCAGCUGUUACUAUAGAAAAGGUAACAUUAGAACAAGUGCAUUUAAUAAAAGCCUGCGAUUGGUCAUGCAGUCGGUGCUACAGACAACAAAUCAACACUUUCUGACCAAUCAGGACUCAGCAGCACUGUGUGUGUAUUUAUUUUUAUUUUUUUAAAAGACGUACGUCCUUUUUAAUACGAUGCUCAGAAGUCGGCGUGGGUGUGUUACAGCGGUAUUUGGAACGCGGUAUUGGAUUCGGAUAAGAUUUGCGCGACAGGCGGAUAAAAAGGGAAACGUGCGACUGUACGUGCGCUCGGCGGUUCCUUUUCCGUUUUCAGUUGGAAACGUGCGCAGCGACAGAAGCGAUGAAUGUGGGAGAAAAUAUUUAUAUCAUGUAUCAUUUUUACCCGAUGUUGACUGCGAUUACGAUUAUUAUAUAAAUAACAAAUCCGCUAUAAAGCAGUGUCUGUAUAUUACGAUCAUUUCUAAAGUGAAACUCUUGCAUGGACGGACGGCGUCAGGUAAAACGAGCGUCACUGAGAAAAAGCGAGCGGCGGAAACGGGAGCUGUUGAGUUUCUGUAUUGAUGAUGAUGAGAAAGCUGGAAAUGCAGCUGUAUUUCAUAUAUAUAUAUAUAUUUUUGGUUUCUCAUCGGUGCCUGAUGUUUUUGUGAUUGAGUAAUGGUCUUUUUACCUGCCGCCUGCAUUAGUGUCAUAGUAAACAUGACUAUUAUUCUGAAA